Messenger RNA from Oncorhynchus mykiss (rainbow trout), 3190 nucleotides. RefSeq names its product ATP-binding cassette sub-family D member 3. Gene Ontology annotation, biological process: long-chain fatty acid import into peroxisome; peroxisome organization; very long-chain fatty acid catabolic process. The record is from RefSeq and is a predicted model, not a curated record. Lineage: Eukaryota; Metazoa; Chordata; Actinopteri; Salmoniformes; Salmonidae. Gene Ontology annotation, molecular function: ABC-type transporter activity; ATP binding; long-chain fatty acid transmembrane transporter activity. Gene Ontology annotation, cellular component: peroxisome; peroxisomal membrane.
GAUUUUUUCCUGCUGUUAAAUGUCGCUAACGUACUGAGUUAGAAAUGAAAACAAGUGAAAAAUGCAAUCUUGACACAUAUAGCAUGAUUUAGUGCAGAUAAAGGACAUGCGUUUUGUUCAAUGUGUAGUCCUUAAACAGUUUAUGCAUAGAAUACUUGCAAUGCAUAUGUCUGAUUAAAUGAAAUUGUGCACCAUAGAUCAUGUUGCUAGCACGCUAGCCAGCUACCUACCCUACCCCAGCAUGCAUCUCGUUACUCCUUUGGUCGGCAGAUGGAAACAUGGCGUCGAUAAGUAAAUACUUGACAGCCAAGAACUCCUCUAUAGCAGGUGCCACAAUCGUUGCCUUGUAUCUUCUCAAGAGGAGAAGACAUGCAGCCCAAUUAAGUUGGGGGAAAAGAUCAUCAGAGCUACAGUUGAGCAAAGAUGAGGCCAAGCAGGAAAAGACGGUGGUGGACAAGGUGUUCUUUGCACGUGUCCUGAAGAUAGUGAAGAUCAUGGUUCCUGGAGUGUUCUGCAAAGAGUCAGGAUACUGUCUCCUCAUCGCUGCUAUGCUGGUGGCCAGAACCUACUGUGAUGUGUGGAUGAUCCAGAAUGGAACCAUGAUCGAGAGUGGAAUCAUUAGCAGAGAUGUCAAUCUCUUUAAGAAGCACUUUUAUUACUAUAUUGCUGCCAUACCAGGGAUCUCACUAGUCAACAACUUCCUGAAGCUGGGCCUGAAUGAACUGAAGCUCUGCUGCCGGGUUCGACUCACCAAGCACCUCUAUGACGAGUACCUGCAAGGUUACACAUACUAUAAGAUUGGUAACCUGGACAACCGCAUCGGUAACCCUGACCAGCUGCUGACCCAGGACGUGGAGAGGUUCUGUAACAGUGUGGUGGACCUCUACUCCAACGUCAGCAAGCCUUUAUUGGACAUUGGUCUGUACAUCUUCAAGUUGACCUCAGCCAUUGGUGCACAGGGUCCUGCCUGUAUGAUAGGAUACCUGAUGUUCUCUGGGCUCAUCCUGACACGUCUGCGGAGGCCCAUCGGGAAGAUGACGGUCAUGGAGCAGAGGUACGAGGGAGAGUACCGAUUCGUCAACUCUCGCCUUAUCACCAACAGUGAAGAGAUUGCCUUCUACAAUGGAAACCUGAGGGAGAAGCAGACCAUUCACUCUACCUUCCAGAAACUAGUGGACCAUUUACACAAUUUCAUUGUCUUCCGCUUUUCAACGGGUUUUGUGGACAGCAUCAUUGCUAAGUAUAUUGCCACUGUUGUCGGGUACCUGGUGGUGAGCAGGCCGUUCCUGAACCACACCCACCCACGCCACCUACACAGCACCCAUGCUGAGCUGCUCGAGGACUAUUACCAGAGUGGGCGUAUGUUGCUGAGCAUGUCUCAGGCCCUGGGCAGGAUCGUCCUGGCUGGCAGGGAGAUGAGCAGGCUCUCGGGGUUCACCGCUCGUAUCACCGAGAUCAUGAAGGUCCUGAAAGAGCUGAACUCUGGGAAAUACGAGAGGACCAUGGUCUCUCAGCAGGGAGGCAGAGAUAGUGAAUCGCUAGAUAGAAUCACCCUGGUCCCAGGAAGUGGUGAAAUCAUCAACAAAGACAAGAUCAUCAAGUUUGAGCAUACACCUCUUGCAACGCCUAAUGGGGACAUUCUUAUCAAAGACCUCAGCUUUGAGGUGACGUCGGGGACAAAUGUCUUGGUAUGUGGCCCCAACGGCUGUGGGAAGAGCUCACUCUUCAGAGUCCUGGGAGAGCUCUGGCCUCUGUUUGGUGGCCGUCUCACCAAACCUGAGAGAGGGAAGCUCUUCUACGUUCCCCAGAGGCCAUACAUGACCCUAGGCUCUCUGAGAGAUCAGGUGAUCUACCCAGAUACAGUGGAGGACCAGAGGAGGAAGGGGACCUCUGAUAAGGUGCUGAAGGAUUACCUGGACAACGUCCAGCUAGGUCACAUCCUGGAGCGGGAGGGAGGCUGGAACACGGUCCAGGACUGGAUGGACGUCCUCAGUGGAGGAGAGAAACAGAGGAUGGCUAUGGCCCGUCUGUUCUACCAUAAGCCCCAGUUUGCCAUCCUGGAUGAGUGCACCAGUGCUGUGAGUGUCGAUGUGGAGGACUUCAUCUACAGCCACUGUAGGACGGAUGAUCUCACAAGGAAAACACACAUCUUCUUUACAGGAACAAGGAACACAAGGUGGGCAUCACGCUGUUCACGGUUUCUCACAGGAAGUCUUUGUGGAAGCACCAUGAGUACUACCUGCACAUGGAUGGAAGGGGGAGCUAUGAGUUCAAACCCAUCACCCAGGAAACGGUGGAGUUUGGGUCAUAACGAUCUUACCAUAGCCAAGUAUUGCACACAGAGAUGGUCCUAAGUAAUUCUGCACUUCAUGAAGCAUAGAGCACAGAGGUCAAGUCCUAACAUCUUAAUGUUACGCUGGAGUAUGAAGACUGAGCGCUCUCUCAAUGUCAAGAGAGAAAUACCUAAACCUGUACAUUUAAAGGUAGGGUCUACAAUAUGGCAUCAUCAUACACAACACGGUACACUUCCUGCUUACAGAAAUAAUAAACAACUCAAUUUAAGUCUGCUGAGACCGACAGUAUUGGUUCUUCCUUAGGGCAGAUUUUGAAUUCUGUUGUUUAUGCCUGGAAACAGGAAGUUGCCCCGCUGUGUAUGAGGAUGUCAUAUUGCAGUCAACCAUUUACGGACGUGUGUGUCUGUACGGGUGAGUUUUAAUUGUAUAUGAAGCAAAUAAUGUACUAAAAAGCUAGCCUUACUGAUUUUGUUUCUCCCCUGAUUUUAUUUACGUUAAUGUUGCAUUGUUUUUAAUUAUUUAUAAUGUUCAGUUUUGAUGUUAAUGAAUUGAAAUGUCAGAGUUCCAUCUAGUGAUGUUUUUUUUAAAUGUUUGUCUAGUGCAGUUAGUUUAAACACUGAAGUGCAUUCUUCUUUCAUGAAGCCAGUUACUGUAACUGUAUUUUAAGCAUAGCUAGUCUGACUCAGUCAACUACAAUACCUGAAAAUGUAUUGUUUUUUUUUGUCUCCUAUAGUAAAAUCCCUCAGCUUAGGUUAAGGUACAGUAACUGAACUGUAAGUUGAGCUUUGAUUAUUUUGUUAAAAGGGGAUUGAGGACGUGGACUUUGUUUUCAUAGGAUAGUUCAAAUGCAAUUGCUAUGAGCUGAACUACACAUGAAUAUAUAUUUCUCGAAACAA